Messenger RNA from Metarhizium acridum CQMa 102, 429 nucleotides. The record is from RefSeq and is a predicted model, not a curated record. NCBI's taxonomy places the organism in Eukaryota, Fungi, Ascomycota, Sordariomycetes, Hypocreales, Clavicipitaceae.
AUGUUUGCAGAGGAAACACUUGAACUGUCAUCCGGGCUCGAAACCGUCGGGCUGUCCGAUGACGGGGAAACAUGUCCCAAGCUUUUCGAUGCUGUCAGCAAGAACUCGGCGGGAGCUGGAAUCGCCCGGGAUAUGAUGAAGGCCUGCAAGAAAUCGGCAGGAUGCCAGCGGCAGCACCCUAAAACUGCGAGGGAGGGUGGAAAAGCAUCCAGCCAUUCACCAGACUUUCAGAACCAGGCAUCCUACCUGAGUGCAAUGCCGGCUUUGCUACAUGUUGGUGAUUACGGGCAACAUUUUCUCGCCUCCAGUGGCCCAAUGCCAACAAACUACUACUGGCCAGCAGAAAUCGUGGACUCUAUGGCAUGGUCGGCGCAGUCUUUUUUUGGCCACGGAAGGCCGAGCCAUGCAGAAGGCGUAGAGCAGAGUUAG